CCAUAUUUCACAUCACUCUCAUGUUGACGCGAACCAUCUCAGACUAAAAUAGCAGGGUGUGCUACGGACCUCCAUAGGGUAGCGAGCUACCGUGAUCGUCGUAGUGGUCACCUGGUAUGCUAUAGUCCGAAUUCCGCGCACUAGCUACCUUGAUCAUGGGUCAGCAGGUGCGCUACUAUUGUUUCGGCUAAAUUAGUUCCUUCAAAGAUCAGGGAGAAACCCGUUUCUUGAAAUGGACGGCUUUGAUGAUAACCCGUUCGCCACCGGCGACGACGCUCAGCCGUUUGUUGCCGGAGGCGGGACGAAACCCACCGGCCGGCAAAUCCCAGUAGACCCUUUCGCAUUCCCACCAAAAACUCGUGCACCCGUCAAGACAAGCGUCGAUACUAGCUCGAGUGUCAGGAUCACGGACGCGAAAAGUGUGGCGGGUAACAGUAACAGUUACAUCAACAGUAACAGUAACAGCAGCGGGAGUGCGAAUUCCGCGCGGUCGUCGGCAAUCCCUGAGGAUUGGCUCGACUCCUGGACUGGAUCAGGCGCAUCCCCUUCCAAAUCCACUUUCGCUGCAAGCACCUCUAGUGCUUCCGAGCCCCCGUUACAGUCACAAGAUGGCGCGUUGGCAGCAGCGCAGCUAGCCAUGGGUUUCCUGCAGGCGGUGCAGGGGGCGUCUGGCGUUGGGGGGGGAUUGAAAGCUGGGGUUUCUGGAGUUGGGGGGACGAUGGGAGCUGGGACUUCUGAAGCCGGGGGAACGGUGAAAUCUGGGAGUUUUGGUACGUCAGCAGCAAUGUCAACACCAGCAGCAGCAGCAGCAGCAGCAGGGACAAGGGGAGGCGGAACUGCGGCCAGUGAAGAUCCGUUUGCGUUUCUGGAAAGCACUCCCUUAGGGGUUACCAGGGCAACCCUAGGGGAUGGUCAUUCUUCCAACCCCUUUCAGCAGUCUCAGCAACCAUCCCAGCAGCAGGACAAUACUCUCUUUGACUCAUCCCCGUUUGUAGCGUCCUCGUUACCAUUAUUCAGCUCCAAUGAUUCUACUGCACCUCCAGAUCCCGACCUUGCAUCAGACCCCUUCUGGACCUCGUUAUCGGCACAACCCCCCUCGUUUUCGUCACAACCCCCUAUAGUCACUUCAGGCAGUACCCUCGCUAGAGAGGCGGAGUCCGCCCCUUCUCCUUUCUUAGACUUGUUAGGCGAGCCUCUGGUCGAACUCACAGGCUCCAAUGCUGCUGCUGCCGGUUUUGGUGGUGGUUGUGGUGCUUCUGCUGCCGAUGAUGCUGCUACUGCUGGUACAGCAACGAGACAAGCAACAGCCGAGAGUGCAGAAACCACACAUCCACUGGCCAGAGGCCCAGCAGCCGAACGGUCUGCUUCAGCAGCAGCAGCAACGGCUUAUGACUUGGCGUUCCUUGAGUCGCUGCGGUCUUCCCCUGCUCCUGCCGCUGCUGCACCUGCAGGGGGUUCUGCUGCCACUGGCGCUGCUGGUGGUGAUGCUGGUGCUGCCGGUGCUGCUGAUGUUACUGCUGAUGCUACAGGCUCUGCAAGUUUUGAUGGCUUUGGGGACUUUUCUGAUCUCGGACUGCCCGCGGUUGUGGUUCCUGCUGCUGCUGCUAAAGUAGGUGCACCUGGGUCAGGUGCAUCUGGAUCAGGCGCAUCUAAGCCAACCGCUGCUGCAGCGCCUAGUGCUUCUGCACCUCUCUUCCCUGCCUUCACCUCUCCAGCCGCAGACAUUGGGGGUAAAACACGCUCCGCGGGUUAUGAUGGCUCAGAGGGUAUUGCAGAGAAGGAGGAGGACGAGGAGGAACGACAGAUAAGGGACGUUGACAUUCGCAAGGCCGCUGCUGACGUCACCAUCAGCCCCGUGCUGACAUCAUCCCCAUCUGCUGAGGUGCUCAAGUCUUCCUAUAUCUCCCUCCCCCCUAUAGAGUACUACGGACCUGCGGGCCGGUUUUCCCAAACCAUGUUUGCUGCUCCGGUUCGUAUGCCUGUUGAACCGAACCGGCCGAUCCCGCUCGUGGUGUGCCCCAAGCCUAGGGGCGAGGCCCGGGCGGAGGUUCGGGGAGGUGAGGGCAGGGGGAGGGAGGCCGGGAAGGGGUUCCCGACCUCAGGGUCGGUAUCCGGUGGAACGGGAUUGGUCGCUUCUUCGCCCGUGUCUGACGUGUCAUCAUCGGGCCUGUCUCCAGUUUCUUCGUCUUCUUCGUUGACGCUGCUAACUCCCUCCUCGUCCACCUCCUUACUAUCACCGUCAGCAUCCUUGUCAUCAGCAGCAGCACCAGCAGCAGAACCAGCAGCAGCAGCUGCAGCCGCCACAGAAGCCGCCGCCGCAGCAGCGGCAACAGCAGCAGCAGCAGCAGCGUCAGCUGUAGCAGCAGAAGCCGCUGCAGCAGCAGCUGAAGCAGCCAAUCUCACAGGGCCGGAUGCGGGUGGCAAGAGCUGUCUGCUAGUGGCGGUGGGGAAUGUGACGGUGUGUGUGACAGAUGAUGGUAUCAGAGCAUGGGACAUGCGGCAAGCUAUGUUACCCGAAGUCUCAGCAGCAGAAAACGUAGCAAGAGGAGCAGCAGCGGGAGCAGCAGCAGCAGUGGGAGCAGCAGCAGCAGGAACUAAACCAGCAGUAGAUACUGCAGCCACAGCACCAGACACAUCAAAUCCCAUCUCAAGUCAGCCGAAGGGUCUUGAAACUGCACAGGCGUCAAGGCCCUUAAAGCCCCGGUCCCGCCUUGGCUCGGACGCAGCUCCGUUUGUCUUUGUGCCGUUCCGAGGCUUGGCGGCCCGAGCCAAGAGCGUAGCCUCGGACGAUAGGCUUGGGGUGGUGUUCACGGGCCACAAAGACGGGCGCGUGCUUGUAUGGAGGGUGCAGACAGGGGGGGGAGGGAAUGGGGGUGGGGGAUUGGGAAUACGGUUGCAUGAACCUCGAGUGAUGGUGACACUUGUAGCUGACUGGCAAGCACAUACUGCGACUGUGACGGCACUGGUCAUUACUCCCUAUGGCGAGUUGUGGUCGUCUGGUGAUCGCGGCGUUAUCAAGGCAUGGACGUGGGUCUCUCUGAGCCACGAGAUUCAUAGAGCCAUGCAAGCACUAAAGGAGAGAAACAGCAUUGCACCUGACUCACAGCAGCACGCCACGUCAGCCCUGCCAGUCCGCAUCAACCCUGCCUGCGUGGAGCUUCGGCACCGAGCCUCAGCUUCCGGGGGGGAGCAGGCUCGGAACAACCUGGAAACCAGCAGUGCAGGGGGAUAUGGCGUCGGUGGGAUGACCGCCCUUGAGAGGAGCACUUGUUAUGACAGUGACGCAAAGGCCCCAGCCUUUGCGCCUGAGAGCACUACAUCCUUAGCUGUUACUCCUGCCGUAACACCUGUAACGCCUGUAACAUCAGCUGUAUCGGGCGUAACAAGCGUUUCGGCUGGGAGGGGAGCAGUAAGGAUGAUGGUGGCAGAUGCGGCGAACGGAUGGGUGUGGGCUGCUGGUCCUAAUUCGGCCUGUAUAUGGGAUGCAAGAAGACGAGAGGUUAUCCGAGCACUCUCCUCCCUUUCAGACCCAAGCGCAUCAGAGGAGCCUUCCAGGGCCCUUCCCCCUCGAGUCGACUCACCUAGCAACAACAGAAAUGACGUCAGCAGUGACGUCAACAGCAGCGGCAGCAGUGCCAUCACCAGCACCACCGGUAGUAACGCUAGAGACAGGCGCAUGGAAGGGGCGUGGAAACUUUUAGCUAAGUCCCGGGAAGUGUUGGGGAGGGCCAAAGGGGCGGUGACUGAUGCUGUAAGGGCAGCAGCAGCAGCUUCGAAAGGAGAGGAGUACUUAAGUGAAAGUGCCGGGGGGUUCGAAGAUAGUGGCGGAAAUGUGAAUGGCGGGACAGGGGGAGGAGCAGGAGGAGGAGGGGGGGGAGGAGGGAAAAGAGGAGGGAGUGGGGAGAGGGGUAGUGGCGGCAGCAAUACUCUAGCCUCUGCUUCAGCAGCACUAGGAGUCUCUGGGGGAUCAUUGAGAAAGCUCCAAGCAGCAGCUGCUGUGGGCGAUGGUUCGGUCUGGUUCGGGUUCAGGUCCGGCGCGCUGGUUCGGAUCGACAGGUUUGGGGCUCGAGUGCUGGAGGUGGGGUUGGAAGGGGGGGUGUGUUGUCUCUGUGUUGUGGGGUUGAGGUUAUGGGUGGGGAUGGCGGAUGGGGGGAUGGUGGUGCUUGGAGCAAGGAAUGGCAGGAGGUUGGGAGGAUGGCCGGGGGUGCAACGGCUGAGCCGAAAGCAGCAGCGGGAGUACCAGCAGAGCCAGCAGCAGCAGCAGUACCAGCAGCAGCAGCAGCAGAACCAGCAGAGCCAGCAGCAGCAGCAGUACCAGCAGCAGCAGCAGCAGAACCAGCAGAGCCAGCAGCAGCAGUACCAGCAGCAGCAGCAGCAGUACCAGCAGCAGCAGCAACACCAGCAGCAGCAGCAGCAGCAGUUACAGGGAGGGAACAGCAGCAGUGGGGACUUGGAUGUUUUUGGAAGUGCAGCCGACAGCAGCAGUGGGGGAGUCACCACCACCGGCAGCACCGCCACCGGCAGUGGCAGUGGCGGUACCAGCAUGAGCGGUGCUCUGGGCGUUUCUGGCCUUCCACCUAUCCGCCAGCUGCUGCCUUUCACCCUGGGCCUAGUUGCCAAAGGUGCCACUACCGCCAGCAGUACCAGCAGCAGCAGUAGGGACAAGAGUACUGACAGUGGCAGCUACAGUAGCACCACGACAGUGGGCCAGUUUGUCUUAUCCGUGGCGAAAAAUGGCGAAGUAACUGCCUGGGUCUCCUCCCUCCCCUCCACCCUCGAAUCCGCCCUCCACACCACUCUCGCCGCCCAAUCCCAGGCGUUCACUAGAAGACGAAAGCUGCAAGUGGCGACGGGCACAUGGAACGUGGGGGAGGAGAAGCCGGAUGGGGAGACGGUGCAGGCUUGGCUGGGGGAGGUGGCGAGGGGAGCGGAUGUGGUUGCAGUGGGGUUGCAAGAGGUUGAGAUGGGUGCAAGGGCCAUUGCUCUGGCUGCGGCAAAGGAAUCAGUGGGUAUGGGACUGCAGGAGAAGGAGUCUGCUGCGGCUCAAGAGUGGGUGGCUGCUAUUCGCAAGGCCCUUUCUUCGACUCCGUCCGGUGCUGCUUCUAUCGAGGAUGGGUUUGUGCGAAUCGCGUCGCGACAGCUGGCGGGCAUGCUGCUGACUGUGUGGGUGCGCGAGUCGCUCCUUCCCGACAGCAUAUCUGACGUCGAAACAGGCGCUGUGGCAUGCGGUUUCGGCCGAGCUCUGGGAAACAAGGGAGGGGUUGGAGUGCGCAUGACGGUAUGCGGGCGCGUCUGUGCAAUAAUAAACUGCCACCUGGCAGCGCACGACAACGCCACAGCCAAGCGCAACGAGGACUGGCAUCGCAUCUACACUUGCAUGGAGUUUGGGCGGUCCAUGGGGACAGUGGGCACUGCUGCCACCAACGCAGCGAAAGCUGCUGGAGCUGGCUUCCAAUCCGCCGUACAGGGCUUUGUAAAGGCAGCAGGCAGGGGCGUGGGUGCAGCAGGGGCGGCAGGCUUUGUCCCCAUCUCAAGCACCCAAUCCACCGACGUGUCGUGCUCUGAUUGGACGAGCGCUGGUGCCGGCAGCAGCUGGAACACUGGAGGAAACGGCAGCAGCAUUGGCACUGUGAACAGUGACUCCUACCCUGAGCUCCCCUCGUCCCUUCCGGACCUGUCCCAGUGCGACCUGCUCGUAUGGAUGGGCGAUUUGAAUUACCGCUUGGAUGGGGUUUCGUACGAGGAGGCAUGCAGCAGCAUCCCCAGGAGGCAGUACCCGCUGCUGCUGGCGUGCGACCAGCUGAGAGGGGAGAUGAAGGCUGGGAGGGCGUUUGUGGGGAUGCUGGAGGGAAACGUGGACUUUGCUCCCACGUACAAGUUCGACCGAGGGACCCUGAGCCCUCUGGCAUACGAUUCGGGCGAAAAGCGAAGGGUGCCUGCCUGGUGCGACCGCAUCCUCUUUAGAGACAGCUUCGCCAGCAUCGCACAGAGUGGUGGAGCGUUCGGAAGUGAUUCACUAGGGAAAGGGAGGGAUGGUGGUGGUGGUGGCGGUGGCAGUGUUGUGUGCGACGAGAGGAGCACUCUUUCCAAGCCUGUUGAAGUGCAAGUGAUUCGCUACACAUCCUGCAUGGCUGCCUUCCAGAGCGAUCACAAGCCCGUGACCUCCCUAAUGGCUGUCACCAUCGCCUGCCCUGACGCUGCUGCGCAGAGAUCCCUGGUCACUCGCCUCCUCUCCUCACCCCUCCUCUCCUCUCCCACCAACCCCACUACUCCCACUCCCUCCUCUCAUCCCCUUCCUACAACCUCGGGGGAGGUCGGUCCUCCUGCCUACUCUUUUUUUGAGGCGCCUACAAAACCGCCUUCUACCUCCUCCUCCUCUGAAGCUCCCACUCUCUCCUCGCUCCUCCUGCAAAUGGCAACCGCUCACCACCCCUCCGUCCCAGCAUCCGGCACUUGUGUGAGGAUAGACCCAGUGACCAGACGAGCGUCGGUUGUGGUUAGCAACAGAAGCAGUAGGAGCAAAGGGCAUGUGAUGGGGUUCAGCGUGCGGUGCGAGGGGGAGGUUGAGGGGUGGAGGGUGGGGGAGACUGAGGGGUGGGGGGAGGGGGAGAAGGGGGUGGAGGGAUCUGGUGCUGGAAACGAGGCAGGGGUGACUGAUGGUGAUGUGAUUAAGGCGAGGGCACAUGGUGGAUGGCCACUUUGGCUGCAGGUACAGCCUGGGGCAGGUGUUAUCUCGCCAGGGGAUGCAGCAACGGUGGAAUUCAGCAUUCAGCACACUGAAAGCACACCGCCAAGCAACACACCUAGCCCCUCGCUCCUCGACUCGCAACAGCCCUCCUGCGUGCUUGCAAUGGUGGUUACCACAUGGGGAACCACUCCUGUAACCAUGCAGAUACAUAGGUUUUGCCUGACUGUCCCGCAGUUUAGUCCUGGGCUGGAGUUGAACACACUGUGGGAGCCAGCAGUCGCUAGGGCAUUGCCGUUGCCCACCGGCAGAGGGUCAGGGGGGAGUAGGUCCACUUCACCCCUGCGCUUCUAGAGCCCCCCGGCCCCCACACACCCCCAUGUACUAUGCAGACGCAUAGGUUUUGCCUGGCUGUCGUGCAGGUUAGUCCUGGUCUGGAGUUGAACACACUGCGAGCCAGCAGUCGCUAGGGCAUUGCCAUUGCCCUCCAGCAGAGGGAGAGGGGGGGGGAGUGGGUUGACCACACCAUUCAGAUGAUUAUCAAAUUCCCUCAUAUACACUUCAAACACGA
Closterium sp. NIES-67 is the source of this 7256-nucleotide messenger RNA. Lineage: Eukaryota; Viridiplantae; Streptophyta; Zygnematophyceae; Desmidiales; Closteriaceae. The record is from the annotation of a GenBank genome assembly.